AUGGCGUCCACCAUGACCUGGCUCUUGCACCACUUAGUCAUGUUCCUCUUCCUGGCGCAGUUCACCAACUCAGCCCUCGUCCCAGAGAUCAACAGCCGGCCUGAGCUCAAGCGUCAGGCGUCGAACACCUACAUCGUCCAUGCCAACCACCUCGCCAAGCCGCCCCACUUCGCCUCCCUCGAGCACUGGUACCAUUCCAUGGUGGACACCCACUCACCCCGGCCCGUCAACGCCAGCCGCAUCUUGUACACAUACGACGCCGUCAUGCACGGCUUCGCCGUCCAGCUCACCGACGACGAGGCCCGGCGCAUGUCCGGCGCGCCCGGCGUCGCCGGCGUGUACAAGGACAGACUGCUCAACCUCCACACCACGAGAUCCCCGGGAUUCAUCGGCCUCGACCCGAGGAACGGCGCCUGGAACGAGACAAGCUUCGGCGACGGCGUCAUCAUCGGCUUCAUCGACUCCGGCAUAUGGCCCGAGAGCUCAAGCUUCAACGACAGCGGGCUCAGCCCCGUCCGGUCGAGCUGGAAGGGCAAGUGCGUCGACGCCCACGACUUCGACGCCAGCCUGUGCAACAACAAGCUGGUCGGCGCCAAGGCCUUCGACGCCGCCGCGAAGGCGAUGGCAGGGAGCACGAGCUGCGGCACCGUCCCGUCCCCGAGGGACAAGAACGGACACGGCACGCACGUGGCCUCGACGGCCGCCGGCACCGAGGUCCCCGACGCCGGCCUCUACAUGUUCUCGCGAGGGACCGCGCGGGGCAUGGCGCCCAAGGCGAGGAUCGCCAUGUACAAGGCGUGUGACGAUGACCACGAAGGUGAUAACUGCAAUAAUGCGGACAUCGUAGCGGCAGUGGACGCUGCGGUGAAGGACGGCGUCGACAUCAUUUCCAUGUCCAUCGGAGACCGUCCCCUACCCUUCCACGACGACGUCAUCGCGAUCGCCAUGUUCGGUGCCGAGCGCCAAGGUAUCUUCGCGGCCGUCUCGGCCGGAAACGCCGGCCCGACGGCAUCUACGGUGCUCAACUUGGCGCCGUGGAUGACCACCGUCGGCGCCGCCACCGUGGACCGGCAAUUCCCGGCGAACCUCACGCUUGGGAACGGGGUCGUGCUCGCCGGGCAGUCCCUUUAUACCAUGCAGGCCAAGGGCACCGGCAUGAUCCAGCUAGUAGUCUCCGCGGACUGCCACAGAAAGUGGCCGAGCUGGACGCCCGACAAGGUAAUGGGAAAAAUCAUGGUGUGCAUGGGCGGAGGAACCGUCGCGCAUGCCAUACACUUGCAGCACGCUGGUGGAGCAGGGAUAGUUGAUGUGGAUCCUGCCGAGUGGUCUCGAGAUGGGAGCACGGCCUAUCCCUUCACCCUUCCGGGUCUCACGCUCAGCUACACCGCCGGCGAGAAGCUCAGGGCAUACAUGGCGUCGGAGCCCAACCCGGUGGCGUCCUUCAGCUUUGGCUGUGAGACGGUCAUCAGCAAGAACACGGCGCCGGUGGUGGCGGGUUUCUCGUCGCGGGGUCCCAACCCGAUAGUCCCCGAGCUCCUCAAGCCCGAUGUCGUCGCACCGGGAGUGAACAUUCUUGCGGCCUGGUCGGGCGACGCAUCUGUGUCGGGAGACGACCGCGUUGCAGACGGGAGGACAGCCGACUACAACAUCAUCACGGGGACGUCCAUGUCGUGCCCGCACGUCGCCGGCGUCGCGGCGCUGAUCAAGAAGAAGCACCCCAGCUGGACGCCGGCCAUGAUACGGUCGGCGCUGAUGACGACCGCCUGGACGCUCGACGACCGCGGCCGGGACAUCCUCGACAACGGGGCUACCGUUGGCCGCCACGACGACGUCAGGGUCGCGACACCACUGGUGGCCGGGGCCGGGUACGUCCACCCGAAUCUCGCGCUGGACCCGGGCCUCGUCUACGACGCCGGCGAGCGCGACUACGUCGACUUCCUGUGCGCCCUCAACUACACCCCGGAGCAGCUGCGCGUGUUCGUGCCAGACUUCGUCAAAUGCACAAGGACGCUCGCCGGCGGCCCUGCCGACCUCAACUACCCGUCCUUCGUCGUGGUCUUCGACGACCGCACCGCCAUCCGCACGCUGACGCGGACGCUGACCAAGGUGUUCGAGGAGGCCGAGACGUACAAUGUCACCGUCAUGGCGCCGGAGCACGUGAAGGUGAUCAUCACGCCGACGACCCUGGAGUUCAAGGAGCCCAAGGAGACGAGGAGCUACACGGUGGAGUUCGUGAACGAAGCCGGAGGGAACCGGAAGUCAGGGUGGGACUUCGGGCACAUCAGCUGGGAGAACGAGAAGCAUCGAGUCAGGAGCCCGGUGGCCUUCCAGUGGAAGAACUGA
This is a messenger RNA of Setaria italica (foxtail millet), 2343 nucleotides long. RefSeq names its product subtilisin-like protease SBT1.8. Gene Ontology annotation, molecular function: serine-type endopeptidase activity. The transcript has a single exon. The coding region runs from base 1 to 2343 and encodes 780 amino acids. Lineage: Eukaryota; Viridiplantae; Streptophyta; Magnoliopsida; Poales; Poaceae. Gene Ontology annotation, biological process: proteolysis. The record is from RefSeq and is a predicted model, not a curated record.